Messenger RNA from Penicillium atrosanguineum, 2064 nucleotides. Its product is annotated as Zn(II)2Cys6 transcription factor. Gene Ontology annotation, molecular function: DNA-binding transcription factor activity, RNA polymerase II-specific; transcription cis-regulatory region binding; zinc ion binding. Lineage: Eukaryota; Fungi; Ascomycota; Eurotiomycetes; Eurotiales; Aspergillaceae. The transcript is spliced from 8 exons. The coding region runs from base 1 to 2064 and encodes 687 amino acids. The record is from RefSeq and is a predicted model, not a curated record. Gene Ontology annotation, biological process: regulation of DNA-templated transcription. Gene Ontology annotation, cellular component: nucleus.
AUGAGUGAAAGAGGCUCGGAAAUUGUUUUUCGCGCGGAGAACAUCCCGGUCCGGUUCUUCAAAGCAUGUCGGUGGUGUCGCCGGCAGAAGAUGCGGUGCGAUGCACGCAACCAGGUCCCAUGCUUCCGCUGUCGCUCAACGGGCCGUGACUGUAUCCUGGACCCUAUAGAAGAUAACAGGCGACGUAAUGAACGUCGGAGGAAAACUACCACUCCCGCACGUGGCUCGGCGGUGACUUCUCCACUGGACCAGCGUAGUGGGUUUCAUACUCCUGCUUCAAGGGACCAGGAUUAUUCACCUGUUGCUGGUCAGGAUACUUCCUUCGAUACCUCGAUUGACUCAUUUCCGGAGUCAUCGCUAGGGAGAGUGCGAAGGUCUCAGACUGCUGAUCAUCAUGGACAUGGACAUGAAUCGCAACAGUUAAGUCCUAAUGACAUGAUUGCGCCGGUGUCAGCGGUGCAUUCCAUGUCUGUCAAUCUACUUGGGACUGAUGAGAUCUUCAUGGAACAUUCAAGCAAUGGAGACCCUAGAGGAGAUAUUGUUGUUCGAGGUAUUGUCAGCGAAGAACAGGCCAGAGUCAUGUAUGAGAGAUUCACCGGCGGAAGCAAGAACUUUUUACCUGUUUUUGACCCCAUCAGAGAUACAUUUGACUCUAUACGGUCACGUUCACUAUUCUGUUUCACAGUGAUAAUCUACCUGGCCAGCAGGGCUGUGCGAGUACUACAAGACGAAGCGCAGAGACUCGCUGAAGACAGCUUCUUUGAACGCCCAACGAAGCUCGAAACGGUGCAAGGCAUGAUCCUACUCGCCGCAUACUCAGAGAAAACCUGGUUUUCGACCGCCCUCAUUCUGCGUACAGCCUUGGAUUCCGGCUUAGAAAAGUCACUUGACAAAUUGCUGUCUCAAGAGAAUCUGCCGAGAAGCUCACUCUCUGCAUCCAUGGCUGACCGCCAGUUGGUAUGGCAAGUGCGGACCUGGCUCAUCAGUUUCACGUUGGAGCUGGAUGUAGCUUCUGGUACCGGUCGCAAGUCCCGCAUAGGUGAAGUGGAUAUUAUGAAGCUACGCAAAUUUCUCGAUUAUCCGCUUUCGCUCCCAUGUGAUAUGCGGACUGUCUGCAUUAUUGAGCUUCAUCAACUUCGAGGUCACUCCCGUAUAAUUCUCGAUAGCGCGGGGACAGUCCAAGAUAUAGUCUCAACAGAGCUUCCUGCGAUCAUGACAAGGCUACAGAACUGGUGGGCGACAUGGGAUGAGAUUCACUGUAAUAAUGGGUUUCAUUCAGGUGCAUUCCAGCGUAGCAGUCUCAAGCUGAUGGUCACCUACGCCAGAAUAUUCGUCCUAUGUGCCUCUUUGGCGCGCAUCCAAAAAUUACAGCCUGCGAAUUCUGAGUCUGAGAUUACUGACCAAAAUGUAUUGAACCUGUGGCAAUCCCUCGUUACGACUAUCAUGGACCAAUUGGCAUUCUUGAUCAACUGGCCGUCUUACCGAUGUCAGCUUCCGUGGGCUCCAACCUAUCCAGCUCUAACAAUUGCCUUUGUCACUACAUUCGCACUUCGGAUCGCACGUUGGCGACCAAACUGGAUUGAUCAGGACCUGCUCCUAGACAGGGCGGAAAAGAUCUGCGAUUUUCUGAAGCAGCCACCAUACCCAGACAUCCACCGCACUGUUUCCAUCUUUGUCAAUUAUGCCCGGGCAUUGAUUGCCAGCCAACGUCCACAAAGCAAUGACAGCACAGAGGGCCCCAAUGUAUCCGAGCAGGGUGAUGGGCAUGUUCCCUCGUACAGAGGCCCAGACAGUCCCAUGCAGAAUGCCCCGCCUUUGGGACCUCUCGACGAUCAUCGGUACAGACCCGGCACGGCUCUCCCGAGUGAUAAGGACCCAAGCAUGGCUACCAUACCUGGUAGUGAUGCAGCUGCGACAACCAGACCGCCUCUUCCCAGACUGCCUGACACGAUGGAAGCCCCGAACUGGACCAUGUCGAAUUCCAUCGCAGACUCCUUCGGGCUGUUCGAGGAAGGACAGAACGAUAUCUUUGAUUUCUUGCCGAUGAUGCCCUCCUUGCCCUGA